CGUCACGCCUGGUCGCGGCAGCACAGUUGCACAACUAUUACUCCAUACUCCAUAAUCUUUUGAAUCUUUUGUUUUGUUUCGUUCCGGGGUGUCGUGCCUAGAAAUCUGCGACACAUUUCGCUUUGAUUCUAGCAGAAUAUAUUUUCGCAUCCAGGCCUCAAUUUCGGCUCAGAAAUGCGCUGCACGUGAAAUUAUAUUGGCUGCAUUUAAUUUUCGCUCGUCAACAAACAAGCCAAAAUGGAACCUUCGGAUGAUCAAGCCGUGGCUCAGAGCUCGACGGGGACUGUUUCCAAGUCGAAUAACCUGGGAGCUCUGGGUGACCUGAACCAAUACGACAGUGACUCGUCGUUGGAUGGGGCUGUGAAGGAAACGGGGCGAACGAAGGCCACCGGUUAUCGUGAGGUCACUUUGCCUGAUUCUUCGGACUCUUCCUCUUCAUCCUACUCUCAGGCUAGUGAGGAAGAGGAUGACUCAAGCACUGAAACUAGCAGCGAGGAUGAAUUCCACUGCGCCAGUGCGCCUCAAAUUAGUAAGCUGAAGGUCCCAAAAACUCAUGGAGAAAUAGGCCUGGAAGACCUGCCGCUUAUUGAAGACCUCACGAUUUCAGUUCAAGAGAAAGAAUGCGUGGAAAUUGGUAGGAUCUCAGCAAUUGUGGACACCUUGGUGGUCGUCAAGAGUAUCAGAGGCAAGUCGCCCUUGGACCUGGACAGUGUUCUCUUCCUAGACAAAGGCCAGAGAACCCUAGGGAGGAUUCACGAUGUGUUUGGAUCUGUAAAUGAGCCCCUGUACUGCGUCCGUUUCAACUCAACGGAUCACAUCAAAGAGAGAGGGAUUGAAAUGGAUAUGGUUGUGUACUGCGCCCCCCAAACAGAUCACACUACGUUUGUCCUUCUGGAUGAACUAAUGAAAAUCAAGGGGAGUGACGCAUCUUGGCUUGGAAAUAAUGAGCCCCCAUCAGAGUGCAUAGAUUACUCUGAUGACGAAGCAGAGAAAAAGUCGAGGAGAAAAAGAAACGUGGAUGGAGAAAGUGCAAGUGGCGGCUCUCGCGUCGAGCCGAGCAGUUAUGAGAAGCGCAUGAACGCCAAGAACCUUGCCCGCUCAAGGCUGCACCGCAACCCAGUGGGCUAUUACAACCCAGUCGCCCCGCAGAGCCACCACCACAUGAGCAACAUGAUCCCGAAUCUGCCGCCGCCGCACGCCUUCGGUGGCCAGCCAGUGUGGCCGCAUGGGAUGGUGGAGAGAUUUGUACAGCCGCCCUACCAGUACGGGCCCAUGUACCCCAUGGUGCCACACAUACCUCCCAUGCCUAUGAGGGGCCCGCCGCCGGGACCCCACGGUGCACCAAGGGCCCACGGCCCACCAAGGCCCCGCGCACCAUCUGGGGCCCACUUCUACAGGCCAAGGUACUGAGCUUCUGCGAGAUGACACUUGUUGUGAGGGGCUAUGCUCGAAAGUGAUAUGUUGGUGCAUUUCUAAAUGUUUAAUCGUGCAGAAAGAGUUGUAUUAUCAGAGAUAAAGCUGUGGCAGUCCAGUUGAUUUUGUUUUGAAUUAAUUUAUUCCUACUUUGAAUGAGUAAUAAUUUAAAAAAUAAAAUAGCGUAAAGAAAAUGUCACCAUAA
Cloeon dipterum is the source of this 1618-nucleotide messenger RNA. RefSeq names its product H/ACA ribonucleoprotein complex non-core subunit NAF1. Bases 238 to 1410 code for a protein of 390 amino acids. The transcript is spliced from 6 exons. Gene Ontology annotation, biological process: pseudouridine synthesis; box H/ACA snoRNP assembly; ribosome biogenesis. Gene Ontology annotation, cellular component: sno(s)RNA-containing ribonucleoprotein complex. Lineage: Eukaryota; Metazoa; Arthropoda; Insecta; Ephemeroptera; Baetidae. The record is from RefSeq and is a predicted model, not a curated record. Gene Ontology annotation, molecular function: RNA binding.